Molecule: messenger RNA, 489 nt
Organism: Colletotrichum higginsianum IMI 349063
Lineage: Eukaryota; Fungi; Ascomycota; Sordariomycetes; Glomerellales; Glomerellaceae
Exons: 3
Coding region: 1-489 (162 amino acids)
Source: RefSeq, a predicted model, not a curated record
AUGUUGAACACUUGCGCGCGCAUGCCGCUCACGUGCUCGCUGCCCCCGUCAUCGUACUCGAGCACCGAGCCGGGGAUUCAUCGCCGCGAGCACCACGCCCAUGAGCAUGCCCUCGCCUUUACCGUCGCGUCGCGGAUCAGGCCGUCGGAGCCGAUCAUCUCCGGCGCGCCCGCGGAUCCGAACGCCUUGGCGGUGCUGGGGUCCAUCUGGUGGAUCGCGAAGGCGGGCCGGUCCGUGACGUGGCAGAAGGAUGCGGAGGAUGCUGACCUCGGUCCGUUAUCUGUCGGCAACGCCGGCCCGGCCCCGAUGGUCCCGGUGUUCGCCGCCGCGGUCGCUGUUGGAGAUCAGCACGAUGAAGCAGUCGCACGGCCCUCGAGCGUCCUGGACUCCUCGUUCUCGCAUAGGACGACGAUGGCCAUUGUGACCUUGGCGGCGAGGCUGGCGGCGGUGUUCCGGCCGGAUCUGGUGUCGCGCUUGACGACGCGCUGA